This is a messenger RNA of Musa acuminata AAA Group (dessert banana), 1842 nucleotides long. RefSeq lists its product as hypothetical. The record is from RefSeq and is a predicted model, not a curated record. The transcript is spliced from 2 exons. The coding region runs from base 52 to 1707 and encodes 551 amino acids. Lineage: Eukaryota; Viridiplantae; Streptophyta; Magnoliopsida; Zingiberales; Musaceae.
CCCUUUCCCUCCCAAACUACAGCAAGCUUACCACAGGCCACAGGAAGCGUCAUGGGGAACUGUAUUCCCUUCCCAACCACCAGAGACCUCUCUGUUUCAAGGAGGAGGAAAUCUCUCCCAAUCCAAACAUCCUUUAAGCUUCCAUCUCCGUUACCAUCUUGGCCACCAGGUGGGGAAUUUGCCCAGGGGAUAAUAGAUCUUGGAGGCCUGGAGGUGUGCCAAGUCUCCACGUUCACGCAAGUUUGGGCUACCCAUGAAGGCGGCCAAGAUGGCCUCGGUGCAACCUUCUUCAAACCUUCGACAGUCCCCAUUGGCUUCUCGGUGCUGGGCUACUAUGCCCAACCGAACAACCAGCCUCUGUUUGGCUGGGUUCUGGUCGGGAGAGACUCCGGCGACGGUGACACGCUCGCGCAGCCAUCGGACUACACCCUUGUUUGGAGCAGCGAGUCAUCUAACAUCAAUCAAGAUGGUCGUGGCUACUUCUGGCUGCCGACGCCACCUGAAGGAUACCAUGCUGUCGGCCUUGUCGUCACGAACUCAUCGGAGAAGCCUUCGGUCGAGGAAGUCAGAUGCGUGAGGAGCGACCUGACCGACGAGCCUGAGAGCGAUGCAUACAUAUGGAGCACUGAUGGAUUCAGUGUGGAUAGCUUAAGGCCCGCUACAAGGGGCAUCAAUGCCCUCGGUGUGUCGGUUGGAACAUUCAUAGCCCGAGCAAAUGGAGCUGCGAUUUCUGCAGCAUUGUCUUGUUUGAAGAACAGGAAGGCCAACUUCUCUUCCAUGCCGAACCUUCGUCAAGUGGAGGCCCUCAUGCAAGCUUACUCACCAUGGAUUUACUUCCACCCGGAUGAGAUCUACUUCCCCUCAUCUGUAAGCUGGUUCUUCGACAACGGUGCGCUGCUAUACCAGAAAGGAAACCAGAAUCCUACUCCUAUAGACUCCGGUGGUUCGAACCUUCCCCAGGGAGACUCCAACGACGGCACCUACUGGAUAGAUCUUCCGGCCAAUGACGGCCAGAAGAAUAAGAUCAUGAAAGGAGACAUUUCCAGCACGAAGUUGUACCUACACAUCAAACCGAUGCUCGGCGCGACCUUCACCGACGUCGUCAUAUGGAUCUUCUAUCCAUUCAAUGGGCCUGCAAAAGCCAAGGUGGGGCUGUUCAACGUAUCACUGGGGAAGAUAGGAGAGCAUGUGGGUGACUGGGAGCACUUGACACUAAGGAUAAGCAACUUCACCGGCGAGCUACGGAGGCUCUAUUUUGCCGAGCACAGCUCAGGCACUUGGGUGGAUGCUUCACAGCUCGAUUUCCAGGGGGGGAACAAGCCCGUGGGGUAUUCUUCAUUGCAUGGCCAUGCUAUGUACUCGAAGCCAGGCCUUGUCCUACAAGGGAAUUCCAAACUGGGUAUUGGCAUCAGGAAUGACACUGCGAAAGGUAACAGCAUCGAUAACGGGAGGAGCUUCGAGGUGGUGGCGGCGGAGUACAUGGGGUCGGCGGUCACAGAGCCUGCAUGGCUGAACUACAUGAGGGAGUGGGGGCCGAAGAUAAGCUAUGACAUCUCGAACGAGCUCAAGAAAGUGGAGAAGCUGCUUCCUGGGAAGUUCAGGUCCAGGUUGGAGAGCAUCAUCAAUAGUCUUCCCGAUGAAGUUCUUCGGGAAGAAGGGCCUACCGGCCCAAAGGAGAAGAGCAGUUGGGCAAUGGAUGAGAACUAAAUACUUGGCUCCAUUAAUGUUGAUGAUUAUAGCAGCAUUACUGCUGCUUUCAAUACUGCUCCAUUAAUGCUGCUUUAAAUACUGAAAGAUGCAAUAUUAUGGAUUGAAAUAAACUAGCUUUGAUGUUUUCAACUA